AUGGCAGAGACGUCGAAGGAAGCGGCCUCUCCUAAGGCACCCGUUGCUUCGUCACCACCAGCCGAAGGAACCCCUGCACCUGCGGAGCAAACCUCUCCUGAACAAGUUACUACAGAGAACCCCGCCGAACCUGCUGAGGACUUCCAUAACCCUGAUCAUUGGGCCAUCUUGAAUGAGGGUGUAUAUGGCGAUGCUGAUUCAGCAGUUGGAGAUGAUGCUGCCAGCUCAACCGAGUCGAUUUCUUCGAGCAUCCUUCACUACCGCACAAUUCAUGGGAGGACGUAUCACUCUGAGCGGGGAAAUGCCGAGUACUGGACGCCAAACGAUGAGCACCAUAACGAGUCUAUGGAUAUCAACCAUCACCUCCUGUCGCUCUCGCUGGAGGGGAAGCUUCAUCUAGCUCCUCUGAAGGAUGACAUUCAGAAAGCUUUGGAUGUUGGAACGGGAACUGGUAUCGAUUUUGCCGAUGAGUAUCCCAAUGCCGAAGUAGUCGGGACGGAUAUCUCCCCCAUCCAACCUGACUGGGUUCCGCCCAAUCUGAAGUUUGAAAUCGAAGACUGUACCCAAGAGUGGACUUUCGACCCCAACUCGUUCGAUUACGUGCACAUGCGGUAUCUGUAUGGAAGUAUCAGCGACUGGUCUGCCCUGUUCAAGGAGGCAUUUCGCGUUUGCAAGCCCGGCGGUUGGGUUGAGAGCUACGAAGCCUCCCCUCGAAUGGAAAGCGACGAUGGCACUGUAACUGAAACCUGUGCUAUCAACGAAUGGGGCAAGUUCUUCAUCGAAGGCGGGAAAAAGCUCAACCGCACUUUUGAGAUCAUCGAUAAAGACCUCCAGCAGAAAGGAAUGGAGGAAGCAGGCUUUGUCGACGUCAAAGUUUGGGAUUUCAAAGCACCUAUUGGGGGCUGGCCUCAGGACCCUCGACUUAAACAAAUUGGCCAGUUUGCUCAGGCUGCGCUUGAACAAGACUAUGAGGGUUAUGUCCUCUAUAUGGCUAAUAUCGUUCUUGGUUGGACUAAGGAAGAGGUCUCUGUAUACUGCGCUCAAUUGCGACGAGAGAUUCGAUCUGGAAAGUUUCAUCCUUUCUAUCGACAGCGCGUUGUUUAUGCAAGGAAGCCUGAAUAG
This is a messenger RNA of Fusarium redolens, 1122 nucleotides long. RefSeq names its product S-adenosyl-L-methionine-dependent methyltransferase. The transcript is spliced from 8 exons. Lineage: Eukaryota; Fungi; Ascomycota; Sordariomycetes; Hypocreales; Nectriaceae. The record is from RefSeq and is a predicted model, not a curated record. Bases 1 to 1122 code for a protein of 373 amino acids. Gene Ontology annotation, molecular function: methyltransferase activity.